CGGAAAUAGGGAAAGAAAAUUGACAGAUAGAAGAAAAACAAUGUAUUUUGGAAGUUUGUAGCAUUUUAUGCAUCGGCAUCCUUUGCAGCAGUGAACCAUUGCAGGCAAGAUGGAUUCAAUGGCUAAGUUUUCAGCCAUGGCAUCUAAUAUCAGACAUCUAAAGUCUAAAGGAUCUGACAAAAUAGGUGACCCCCAGGCAGUCAACAAAUGGUCAGAAAUUAGGAUGUCAAUGAAAGGAGUGGGAGGCGCGUUGUUCAAAUCAGGAUGGCUCCGGAAACAGGGUGGCAUGGUCAAGACUUGGCAUCGUCGCUGGUUCGUUCUCAAUGGGGACUACCUGUUCUACUUCCAAAAGGAAGAUGAUGUGCGACCCCUAGGAAUGAUAUAUCUCCCUGGAAACAAGAUUAUUCAGCAUCCCGCCAAUCCAGAGGAACCUGACAAGUUCUUGUUGGAGCUAAUUCCAGCGGAAAAAGAGUUAACCAUUCAUAGGUGUUCUCAAGAAGUUUAUGCCAUCCAUCGCAGUAAAUCACUCAGCUAUAAAAGUAAGACGAUGCCAGCUAUGAAAAUGGCACCCAACCAUGAGACCUUUCUGUUGUCAGCAGCAACGGAUGAGGAACGGCAAGACUGGAUCAGGGCCAUUCGUAAAGUCAUGUUUGCAAACAAAGGGGGAGCAAUAUUUGGGAACAGUUUGGCAGAGACAAUGGAGUUUGAGCGAACAAGAAGUGAUCGUAAGGUGCCAUACAUCGUAGAAUCAUGUAUAGAGUUCCUUACUAAAUAUGGUCUGGAGAUAGAAGGCAUCUUCAGACUCCCAGGAAGAAUGCUACUGGUCAGAGACCUGAAAGACCGAUUUGACGAGGGUGAAACUUUCGACCUUGAAGAGGAAGAUGCUGAUAUCCAUUCUGUAGCCUCAUUGAUAAAACAGUACUUCAGAGAGCUUCCAGAGUGCCUUAUUCCAUACAACAAAUACCAGGAGUUUAUGAACAUUGCAAUGCGUUACCAGGGUAACAAGGCUAAGAAUACGCGAAACGAGGAAGUUGAGUUACUGCGUACACUAAUGACUGACAUUCCGCGUGAUAAUUACAAUUGCUUGAAAUAUUUGUGCGCAUUUUUGCACAGAGUAGCUGAUAAUACAUCUAUUAAUAAAAUGACUGUGCAAAAUCUUGCUAGAGUGUUUGGGCCAAAUAUCAUUCGUCAUCCGCAAAUGGAUGAUAACCCAGAAGUGUUCAUGUUGACUACGGCCGAUAUAUCGGAACAACUUGCCUACAUGAUGAUUAACUAUGACGACAAAAUAUUUUCAGUAGAGUUCGAUGAUGGGAGGAAAUCAGUGAAUGUAGCUGUAGACGAUUUGCUUAGAUUAGAUGAAAACGAGGAAGUAGAAAAACUCAAGCUCGUUCAGCCCAUGUCAGCAAUGGACGAUUUGUCGUCCAUUAUCAUUGACCAGAAAGGUGAUCGACAAGGGAGAUCAUUCUGCACCGAUACUAACCUGCUUCAGCAGUUUCAAAGCACCAAUUUAGAGAACCAAAGUGAAAGCCAACAAGAGGGUGUGUUAGACCCUUCAAGACAAAGCGAAGACUUUGUAAAGGUCCCGAGACCAGCUCCUAGGUCAGUUUAUGUUGAUGAACGUAAGCCUAUACCUCCACUGCGAAAAAAGUACAUGAGAAAUCACUCCAGUGUAGGCCAUACUACAAGUAACGACUCGAUAAGCUCUGAAUUGAGUAACUCUUCGAAUUCCUUAGAUGGCUCUACCAAUGAUGUUUGCCAUAGAAACUCCAUGCGAAGUUCAUCAAGAAAUUCUGACAGUGAACCAAAUACAUUAGUGCUUGAACUUCAGCAAAAACUUGACACUCUCACUGCUGAGAAUAACACAUUGAAAGCAAAGUAUGACAAUCUAAAUGCCUCAAAGGCAAAAUCUGAUGCAAGGGUGAAAAAUCUUAGUGACGAAAUGAGAAAAAUUCAAAACAGAUAUGACGAACAUAUUACAAAUUUAGAAAACAGGCAUAAAGCUCAAGUAAAUGAACUAUGUGUUAAGCUAGAUGAGGAGAAAUCUAGCAGAGCAGAAGCUGUGCAGAAGGUUUUAGAGCUCCAGAAAACAAUUCAGACUUACCAGAUGCAGUAUGGGGACAUUAAAGACAAGUUACCUCCCUUGUACCCAGAAAAGAGUUAGCUCCCUUUGAUAUGAUUGUGACAUGACAAUAUUUGGUACAGGCAUGAUAUUUUUAGCUUAAAGCUGUUAAAAAAAUAAAAUUCAGGUUAUUGUCAUUGCCUAGGUGUUGUUGCUGGUGUCAUCAUUGGUGUUGCUGUCAUUGUAGUGCAAACACUUUGAACUUGGCCAUAACUCAAAAACCUUUCAAAUGAAACUUGGUACACAUGUUGCCAGAUAUAAUUCACAGAUGAAUAACGGCCAAUAAUUCUUACUCUAAUAAUUGUCUACAUGUACAUGUACAUGUAUGACCCUCUUGCUUGAUAAAAAACAACAACAACAAAACAAAGGAGCGUUGGCUUUCUCUCAACGGCACUCAUUAUGUAUUUGAAAUUGACAAAUUUUAUCGAUUCUAGGAUAAAAUAUCAGACGAAAUACUCAAAUAAUUCUAUGGUUAUAAAAAUGAAAAGAACAAAAUAUGAAAAUAUCUUGUCAUACAUUUAACAAUGAAAUAGAUACUUAUUUCUUUGGAAAAAAUGGCAACAAAGGUGUUAAAGCACCAUAAUCCUGCUUGGAGUUUGAAUCCCUCAUGCUCAACCUAUUUAGGAUUGGUAUUUUCUGUCUGUUUUCCACUAUGACUAUGCAAAGUAAGAAAUACCAUACAAAAAACAUGAUUUUUAUUGGAUACUGUAGUUAAUUAUACUGAAUGAAAAUGUUUCUGUAAAAUAUCUUCCAAUACUAAUUUUUGUUUUCCGUUUUAGUUCUUUUCUCCACUAAAAUUUAAGAGCAUAAAACAUUUGUUUCAUGAAAAUUUAUUUGUAUGCUGAAUAAAUGUAAUACUAAUGUUAUUUUACAUCAUUUUUGUAUAUAAGUAUUAACAGCCUUAAAUAUAAUAAUAUUUAAUAAUAUAUUCUAAUUUGAAUCUUAUGUACAGUACUGGUAUAUGUAUCAAAAACUGGUUAUAUAAUGGUGUUUUAUAUUCAAAUACUGCUUGUAUACUGAUUCAAAUGCAAUGGUGCUUAAUUAUUUAAAAAAAUGAGCUAUAUGAUAAUUACACAAAAUGCUGUUUAACUUGUGAAUGUAUGUCCCUGUUAUUGGCUCAAAUACAUAGUUGUGAACAUGGUUUAUAGUUAUGAUGUUAUAUGUAUGUUGUGUUAUUUUUAGUUUGUUUGUUUUUCGAGAAAAAAUUGUUGAGGUAUUGUUAUAGCCUUCAAUUAGCUGUCACCAUCAGAGUGUAAAAACUUUAACUUUGACGGUAACUCGAAAACUGUCCAACAUAUUUAAAUGAAACUUGGUGCACAUAUUUCCAGAGACAAUAGGCACAUGUACAGCAAUGCCUGUAACUUUGGCUUUAACAUUUGUUGAGUUAAAUCUAUGUUCCUUUUUUGAGGAAAAUAACACAAACAAUUAUUUGCAACGCUUUGUUGCGCUCUUGUUAAGCAUAUAGUUUUUUUGUACAAUUAUUUUAUGUUUCAGCUCUUGGUUUACUUGAUAGAUCAUUGUUUUCUUCCCUUAGCUGCUUAUGAACAAAAUGUUGAUGAAACUUUCUGAAAACUUUGGUUAUGUUGAAUGAUUGUAAAUUUAGUUAUUUUGAUUUAAUUUCAAUUUUUAAGUACAACUUUUCUUGCUGUGAUGUAUUUUGAGUGCCUUGUGAUGCAGUGGCUAUCUAGUUUUAGCUUUUCACUUUUCACAGACAAAAGUUGAGCAAUUGUCUUUGCCUUGGUGGCAUUGUUAACGUAUGAGUACAAAUGAAGGUCCGAAACUUCAUACAUUGUCACCAAUGACAAUACACAUAUUUGCCAAGACUAAUAAUUCUUGCCUUGAUAGUAAGAGUAUUAUUAUAUGCUUACUGUGAUUUUUUUCUAGUAUUACAGUAAAUUGGGAACUUUUUGGGAACAUGCACCCAACGAAAUGUUAAUAACAAGCCAUGUUAUAUUCAUAACUGUAUUGAUAAUCAAUUCACUUAAAUUGAAAAUGGAGACUCGAAAUCAAAAUUUCUAGAAUCUUCAAAGCGAAUAUAACUUCAUGUAUGUAAGAGUAUAGAAAAAAGGCUAGACUAAGAUAAUGCUUAAGUUAUCCACUUGUAUAGGGGUUCACCUCUUAUAAUAAUCUAGCAACAAGAUAGAAAUUCUUAAUUACAGUAAGAUACUUUACUAGAGGGAUGGAUUGCAAUUCCAGGGUAUUUUUCCCCCAGCAGGGGUAUGGCAUGUAUGCUUUUGAUAAAUUAAAUCCCAAAAGUUGCAUUUUUUCUUGCCUGUGUUCAUAGCAAACCAUAUAGUGUGAUUAAAUUGAGAUUAUUUUACACUAGUGUUCCAAUUUAUCUACUUUAAUUAUUUGAAGUGUUCAUCAUGUGGCAUUUUAAAGUUAUUAGUAAAUUAUUCACCUUGGCACAAUUUAUGGGUAGGAACUUUGUUUGAAAACAGCUUAUUUUCUUUCAAAGCUGCACUCUCACAGAUUGAAUGUUUUGACAACUUUUUUUAUUUUUUGUCUUGGAACAAGCCAAUUUUUGCGAAAAUCCAUUGAAACCAGUUAUAUAAGACUGCUGACAAAAAAUUAUAUCGCAGAUUUUUUAUAUUUGAGUUCAAAAAUUAAUGUUUUAUGCAUUUGUCUUAAACUGUUAGUAAUGGUUUAAGCCAUAAAACAUAACUUUUCGAACGGAAAUAUGAAAAUCUGCAAACUGAUCUUUUGUCAGCAGUCUUACAUCAUUGGUUUGCAGAUAUUUAUGCAAAAAUUUGCUUUUUCCAAGACAAAAAAAAAAGUUGUAAAAAUGGAAUGUCAGUUGCUGUCUGGUGUUUGUUCAUAAAAGUAAUUGAAAUAACUUUAUUCAAAAAUGCUACUAACAUACAAUUUGUUAGAAUACAAAGUAGAUUGAUUACUAGUAAUUUUGCAAGAGUUUAAUUUUCACAAUUCUUUUUCAAAAAAGUUGUAAAAAUGGAAUGUCAGUUGCUGUCUGGUGUUUGUUCAUAAAAGUAAUUGAAAUAACUUUAUUCAAAAAUGCUACUAACAUACAAUUUGUUAGAAUACAAAGUAGAUUGAUUACUAGUAAUUUUGCAAGAGUUUAAUUUUCACAAUUCUUUUUCA
This is a messenger RNA of Mya arenaria, 5218 nucleotides long. Its product is annotated as rho GTPase-activating protein 24-like. Gene Ontology annotation, molecular function: GTPase activator activity. The transcript is spliced from 8 exons. The record is from RefSeq and is a predicted model, not a curated record. Lineage: Eukaryota; Metazoa; Mollusca; Bivalvia; Myida; Myidae. Gene Ontology annotation, biological process: signal transduction; activation of GTPase activity. The coding region runs from base 110 to 2161 and encodes 683 amino acids.